This is a messenger RNA of Benincasa hispida (wax gourd), 4551 nucleotides long. RefSeq lists its product as uncharacterized. NCBI's taxonomy places the organism in Eukaryota, Viridiplantae, Streptophyta, Magnoliopsida, Cucurbitales, Cucurbitaceae. The record is from RefSeq and is a predicted model, not a curated record.
UUAAUCAUUUAUUUAAUCUCCAAUCUUCAAUUUCCAAUUUUUCUUUUUCCUUUUUCUUAAUUCUAACGUUACACAAUCAAGUCUACUCUCUUUCCCUUCUUCACACUUCACACCGCUUCCACUUCUCACUAUUUUUGCUGCCUAAUAUUUCUUCUGCCAUUUCUAUUUUCGGUCAGUAUCAUCUUCGAUUCUCAUUUUAUAUCAAUUGGGAUACGCCGCUGUUUCAGAAGGAAGAUUUUUGAAGUUGGAGAUGAGGGAUUUUGCUUGUUUUGUUUCCGGCGAUCGGAGUUUUGGAUUGCCGCUUGGUACUGCCAAUUUGCCCUCGAUUUCGAUUAAUGGGUCUCAAGCUCAAGCAGUGAAGGGCUAUGGCGAGGAUUAUGAUUCUGGAUCCCACUUGGACCUGUCGUCUGACUCGGGGAGUGUAAAUCAUAGCCGAGACCACUUAGUCGCCCUAUCUCCUCAAGAUGACAAAGUUCACCAUCAUCCGACUGCCAUUAAUGGCGUUAAAUUGCCCAGUCAAUUAAACAAUCAUUGUUCUGAAAUGGGUCAUUACGGGCUUGGUUUAGUUCCAGAAGCAAUUCGAGUAAAGCGAGAAUAUAGUCAUGGAAGAGUCAAAACGUCGGAUUCGGUAACGACUUCUAGUACUGACGUUUCAUUUGGUAAAUCGAUUGAUAUUUCUUCUGGUGAUACUGAUGGUUACUUUGCAGCUUCCGAUCAGAUGAAGUAUGGCGGAGCAACAGGGAAUACAAUACAUAAGAAUUUUUAUAUUCCGACUGCUCCUCCAUUAAAUGUUCGUAAUCAAGAAAUAAGGGGGAUUAAGGAUCAAGCUUCAACUUGUAGAACAUAUAGGGCUUAUCACCCUGUCACAAGAAAUGAACAAAUAACACAAGAAGGCUAUUUAGGCCAAAAUGCACAAGCUACAAAUAUUAAAAUUUCCAAUUCAUCAGCUAGGAAUGCUGCUGAUCUCAGAGUUGCAUCACCUUCUUUUACAGUUCCUGCCCGCCUCCCAAACUAUAGAGCAAUAGGGCAACGUUCAUGGGGUGCUGUUAUUACUUACGAAGCAUGUGUUAGGCUAUGCCUUCACUCAUGGGCUCAAGGUCAUUGUACAGAAGCUCCCUACUUCUUGAAUGAUGAGUGCAAACUUUUGCGUGAUGCGUUUGGUUUACGGCAAACACUACUGCAACCAGAAGAGGAUCUCUUGGCAAAACCUCCCUCAGGGUUGGCCAGUGAUGAAACUGUUCCAAAAUCCAUAAGAAGUCUUGGGAAAAUUAAAGUGCAGGUGCGUAGAGUGAAAAUGGGACUGGAGCCACCAAUCAGCUGUGGUCAUUCAUGUAUAACACAAUCCACCAUCAAAAUGGAAAGUCUUAAUGCACAUUUAUCCACAGUAAAGCAAACGCUUCAAUCUGAAUGGAAAGCCAAACGAAAGGUUCGAGUAGCUCAUCAUCUUCCUACGAACUCAACUGGUUCGUUCUCUCAUCAGAGCUUGGCUUAUAUGAAAGCUGGCUCUCAGUAUGGGAAACAGAUCUUCGCAAUCAUUAAAACUGGCACAGUUUCUUUAUGUCACAUCUCGCCAACUUAUAAAGUAGUGCAAGAAACAUAUUCUUGUUUGUUAAGACUAAAAAGCUCAUCUGAUGAUGUUGUUAAAAUGCAACCAGCGUCUGGUGAAACUUAUCUAUUCUUUCCUGAUAGUCCUGGAGAUGAUUUAAUAAUCGAGGUUAUGGAUUCCAAAGGACAGCAUCAUGGCCAUGUCAUAGUUCAAGUUGCUGCCAUUGCGGAUGAUUCAGAUGAAAAGACACAGUGGUGGCCUGUGUAUCGAGAGCCAGAGCACGAACUUGUUGGGAGAAUACAAUUACAUACAAGCUAUUCUACAAGCCCAGAUGACAAUAAUAGUCUUAAGUGUGGAGUUGUUGCUGAGACCGUGGCAUAUGAUAUCUUGUUAGAAGUUGCAAUGAAAGUAAGCCAUUUUCAGCAAAGAAAUUUGUUGUUAGAAGGGCCAUGGAAGUGGUUACUUUAUAAAUUUGCUACUUACUAUGGAAUAUCAGAUUCGUAUACUAAGCUUAGGUACCUUUCCUAUGUCAUGGAUGUUGCUUCACCCACUGAAGAUUGUCUGUCUUUGGUGGAGGAAUUGUUGCAACCAGUUAUAAUGAAGCAAACAGGGAGGGGUUCCUUGAGUCGUCAAGAGAAUCGCAUGCUAUUGGAGAUAAAAGAACAGAUCGAGAAGAUUCUUGCUCUCGUCUUUGAGAAUUAUAAGUCACUCGACGAAUCUUCACCUUCAGGGAUGAUGGCUGUCUUUGGUAGCGCAAGUGGUUUUGUUGCUCCUGCUUUAACCCGCUCUGUCAAGCUAUAUGCUCUCCUACAUGAUGUUUUGAGUUCUAAGGCGCAAAUGAAAUUGUGCAGAUAUCUACAAGCUGCUACAAGGAAAAGAUCAAAACUUAUAUUAGCAGAAGUAGAUGAAAUUAUAUCGAGCAGUAAAGAAGGCACAUUGAUCGAUGCUGUUAUUCUUUCAACUACUUACCAGAAGAUGACAACUGUGGUUUGGAAUAUUAGAAACGAAGUGAUGACCGAUAUUGAAAUCCACCAUCAAAAUGUGCUCCCCAGUUUCAUAGACUUGCCAAACCUUUCUUCAUCCAUAUACAGUGUGGAGUUGUGCAAUAGAUUGCAAGAUUUUCUCGUGGCAUGUUCUCCUCCAGGUCCAUCCCCUCCUGUGACGGAACUUGUCAUUGCUACAGCAGAUUUCCAGCGGGAUCUUGUUCAGUGGAACAUCAGUCCUAUCAAAGGUGGAGUUGAUGCCAAAGUGCUCUUCAACUCAUAUAUUACACUUUGGAUUCAAAGUAAGCGUCUUGUUUUGCUCGACUUGUGCAAACAGGACAAGGUACAACCAUAUGGAGCCAGACCAGAAAGCUCAACAUUGCCGUUUGUUGAUGAUAUGUAUGACAGGCUAAAGGAGACACUAAAUGAAUAUGAAGUCAUCAUUUGUCGCUGGCCAGAAUAUGCAAACAGUCUAGAACAGGCAACUGCAGAUAUUGAGAAGGCAAUUUUUGAAUCCUUGGAAAGGCAAUACUCUGAUGUUUUAUCCCCAUUAAAGGAUAACUCAGUGCCUAUAAUGCUUUCCAAAUAUUUCCAGAAGUUUGCCAGACAAUCAGUGGAUACAUUUUUUAUACCAGAUGAGUUGGGAAUUCUUUUGAACACAAUGAAGAGGAUGUUGGAUGAGCUUGUGCCUCAGAUUGAACGCAGAUUGAAUUCAUUGACAUCUUCUUGCAUGACUGAUGAAGGUAUCGCUAGUGGUGAAUAUCUCAGCGAAGUAACUCUAGUGCUUAGAGCCAAAUUCAGGAGUUACCUGCACGCAGUUGUGGAGAAACUCGCAGAAAAUACAAGGGUCCAAAGUGCAACAAAAUUGCGGAAGAUAAUACAAGACACGAAGGAAGCGAUGACAGAUUCAGAAAUACGAAGCAGAAUGCAGCCAUUGAAGGAUUUACUGAUGAACACAAUCCAUCAUCUCCACCCUGUCCUUAACAACGACGUCUUCGUUGCAAUCUGCCGACGUUUGUGGGAUCGAAUGGGACAAGAUCUUCUACAUCUCCUAGAAAACAGAAAGGAAAACAUCUCCUCGUAUAAAGGCUUGCGCAUUGCGGUUUCUGCUUUAGACGAUGUGUUUGCGUCGGAAAUGCAGCGGUUGCUCGGAAAUGCCCUGCAACGGAGAGACUUGGAGCCACCAUCUUCGAUCAUGGAAGUGCGUUCAAUUCUCUGGAAACUUGAGUGCACAAUGCAAUUUCAUCAUCGCAUAGUGUCCACAUUUCCACUUCAUAAAACCAAACAUCACUACUACAGUACAAUGAAGACAGCGAAGGAGGUCUGGGAUGCCCUGCAAAAGAAGUAUGACACCGAGGAGGCUAGGUCGAAGAAAUAUGCGGUUAGUCAUUAUCUCAAGUUCCAGAUGACGGAUGAAAAAUCCGUGGAGGCCCAAUCCCAUGAACUCCAGAAGAUAGCUCAUGAGAUAAUUACUGAAGGUAUGCCUCUAGACGAACAAUUUCAAAUUGCUGUUAUUAUUGAUAAACUGCCCCCCUUGUGGAAGGACUUUAAGAACACUUUGAGGCAUAAGACCAAGGAGUUCUCAUUAGAGAGUCUUAUAACUCGGUUAAGGAUCGAGGAGGAAGCCUGAAAGCAGGACCAGAGGGAGGAGGUGAACGCAGUACCUAGGAAAUCCGCCUCUGGCAUGGUAAAACUUGACCAAAAACCUAAGGGGACAAAGAAGAAAGGUCAGAACCAUGACUCCAGCAACCAGAACCAACAGAAAAAACAGAAGCCCCCUUCAAGAGAAGCGGUACAGUUCCUCUGCUUUAAUUGUAAUAAACUUGGGCACAUGACUAGGAAUUGUAGGAACAGGCAUUGUCCUGCUGGUCAAGCGAACCUGACAGAAGAACCGUUAGUCACCAUGAUCACAGAAGUAAAUGUGAUCGGUGGUUGUGAAGGGUGGUGGAUAGACAUUGGCGCGACGCGCCAUGUGUUGGGAUUGGUGUCCUAAUUCUCCCGGAGUCUCGUUAUUUUGUAAAG